AUGCACGCAUGUGUGUGCGUGUCUAACGCUGUGCGGACAGGAAAGCAAACAAAUUCAGACCCACAUAUAAAGGCAUUGGUGUUUUCCUUACUCGCUUCACUCAGGCCGCCUCUACUUAGCAUUGACUGCCCUUUUCUCCAAUUUGGCCUUUUCUUGUGUCAAUCCGCAAUGGCAUUUAUCCAAUUUCCUUGCCGCAUCGAGGCGUGGAAUUGUCCGUCCCGGAAACACUUUGUACCCGUCGAGUUGACUCCUUUGGCUUGGUUGUGCUGUGAAGAGCGCACUCGCCGACAGAAGCGAAAAGGAGGAGUUCGAGCCCAGAUCGAGGCCCUUCGAGGCAGUCAUUUUCGGGCCCAGUUUUCGCAUCAAGCGGAAUUCACCGUCGCCAUCGCUGAUCGGAGCCUGGUAAGCUUGGCCAACACCUCCUCUGGCCGUGGUGAC
Molecule: messenger RNA, 438 nt
Organism: Protopolystoma xenopodis
Lineage: Eukaryota; Metazoa; Platyhelminthes; Monogenea; Polystomatidea; Polystomatidae
Source: the annotation of a GenBank genome assembly